AUGGGCGAUAUGAAGAAACUCCAGGACGAGGUCCGAGCUAUCCAGGCUUCCGUUGAAAAGUUGGAACACCUUCCUGCAACUGUGGACGCUCUAACUGAAAACGUAGCCAACCUCACCCAGAUGGUACACUCUUUCUUCACAUCACCGAACACCGCUGCCGCUACUGUCACUUCUUCUCUGGGCACCCAAGUUCCAGAAACUGCACCACCACAGCCAGCUGAUUCCACCCAUCCGACUAGAUUCACCAAACUUGAGUUCUCACUUUUGAUGGCAAAAGCGACCCUCUUAUUUGGCUCUAUCGUUGUUACCACUGCAGCAUAUUAUAUGUUUGAUAGUGCCCAACUAUGGUACAAACGUCGCUUGCAAGAUGGUCAACUAUUUUCUUGGAUCCAAUUCAAAGCUGCAUGCACCCUCCGCUUCAGACCGCCCCGGAGCAUCAACCCGUUAGGAGAGCUGGCAAACCUCAAACAACAGGGUCGGGCUGUCGAUGACUUCAUUGAUGAUUUUCAGCUCUUGCUCGCACGGGCUGACAAUGUCUUGUACUCCCAACAGGUAAACUUAUUCACUGCCGGCUUGGAUGAGAUCCUACGCAUUGAUGUUGAACGACUGAGACCUGAUUCGCUUGAUGAAGCCAUUAAUAUUGCACGAGAUUAUGCUCGUAAAGGCACCCUGCUUCGUCCUACUACCUCCCAGAGGCCUUUCCCACCACAAACUCCACCGAGCAGUGCCAUUACGGUACACCAACAGCCACUGGGGCAGAAUACCACACAGUCUCGACCGCUGCGACCGAAGAAGCUUUCCUCGGCUGAGAUGCUGGAACGGCAAAAACUGGGCCUUUGCUACAACUGUGAUGAAAAAUGGAUUAAGGGCCAUCGUUGCAAGCGCCACUUAUAUAUGCUGGGAAUUAUUGAGGAUGAGGAAGAUGACGUGGAUAAUUGUCUGGAGGACUUGGAACCAGAAAUCUCUCUCCACGCUAUCACCGGCAUAAACCAUUCCCAAACAAUGCAGAUUCGUUUGAUGGUUGCGGGUUCACCGAUCAUUGCCUUAGUUGAUUCUGGGAGCACUGAUAAUUUCAUCAAUAUCGCCACUGCCCACCGGCUUCAUUUGCCUAUCACCCCUCGCACUGGUUUGCAUGUUGCUGUAGCUAAUGGCGAACGCAUGCCUAGCUCCGGAAUCUGCCAGAACAUGUUUUUACAGUAUGAUUCCAUCUCCUUCAUUGAAAACUUUUUUGUCAUCCCUUUAGCAGGAGUGGAGUUGGUAUUGGGGGUCAAAUGGUUGCGCACGUUGGGCCCUAUUUGGUGGAAUUUUGAAACAAUGCAAAUGCACUUUGCGUGGCAGGGGACCGAUGUGGUGCUUUCUGGGGUUUCAGGUUCUGGUCACCCAUCUUUGCACCUCCUUCACCAGCUCCUCACUAAAACUGCAACAAUGGAUUCACUCCUUGACCACUUUGUAUCAGUUUUCGGCACCCCUCAGUGCCUUCCGCCCUCUCGCAGUUGUGACCACAGGAUUGUACUGGCGCAGGGAACUAAUCCCGUGGUUGUCCGACCAUAUAGAUAUCCUCACCUUCAAAAAGAUGAAAUUGAGCGACAGUGCAGUGACAUGCUCCAUUCGGGGAUCAUUCGACCAGCAGAUCUCCAUUAUGGGGUUAUUGCUGCGCCCCUGACCAACCUCCUACGCAAGCAUUCCUUCAACUGGGACAAUGAUGCAGACGCUGCAUUCGCUACUCUUAAAAGGGCUUUGUCUUCAGCUCCGGUUCUUUGCCUCCCUAACUUUGCAAUAAUUUUUGUAGUAGAAUGUGAUGCCUCCGGGGUGGGCAUAGGCGUUGUUCUGCACCAAGACGGGCACCCUAUCGCUUAUUUCAGCCGCAAGUUGGCUGAUCGGCACCUGAAAUUACCAGCCUAUGAGAGGGAACUCAUUGGCUUGUCUCAGGCUGUCCGCCAUUGGCGCCACUAUCUGUGGGGGAGGGAGUUCGUCAUCAAAACGGACCAUUAUAGCUUGAAAUACCUGCUGCAACAACGACUCACUACCUCCCCGCAACAGCAUUGGAUGAGCAAACUUCUGGGAUUUGAUUUCAAGGUGGAAUAUAAGCCGGGGAGGCUUAAUGUCGUGGCAGAUGCCCUCUCGCGGCGGGACGAAGAGCCUAGCACUCUGUUUUCCAUCUCGUGCCCACGUACCUCCCUUUUACAGGACAUUCAGGAUGAGCUCGCACAAACUACCGAAGGGCGUGCUUGGGUAGCCCGCGCAGCAGCUGACUCUACCAAUGUUUGGACUGUUCGUGAUGGUCUUUUGUUUAAAGGUACUAAACUGGUUUUGAUUCCAUCUUCUAAGUUUAUUCCAGUUGUGCUAUCCGAAAUUCAUGGCUCCACUCAUGAGGGUGUUCAGAAGACGAUCCAUCGCAUCCGAAGGGAAUUUUAUUGGCCUAAGCUUGCUGAUUCUGUGAGGGAAUUCAUUGCCCAGUGCACCAUCUGUCAGCAGCACAAGUGGGAGAACACACACCCCUCUGGGUUGCUACAGUCGCUCCCUAUUCCGGAGCAGAUUUGGUCAGAGGUUUCCAUGGAUUUCAUCGUUGGCCUGCCGAAGGUCCAGGGGAAGUCAGUGAUCCUAGUGGUUGUUGAUCGUUUGUCUAAAUACGCUCACUUCUUCCCAUUGGCUCACCCGUAUACAGCAUCUUCUGUAGCUCGCACAACGCUGUCCUUUUCAUCUGCGUAUCACCCGCAAUCUGAUGGCCAAAUGGAGGUGGUAAAUCGCACAAUCGAGAUGUACUUGCGGUGUCUUGUGAGCAGUUAUCCAAAUCGUUGGGUGGACACUCUUCCGUGGGCAGAGUAUUGCUAUAAUACUUCAUUUCACUCUUCCCUCAAGACUACUCCGUUUCAGAUGGUCUAUGGUCGUGCUCCUCCUCGCCUAAUCCCUUUCGAACCAGGAACGACGAAAGUGGCUGCUGUGGAUGACCUCCUGCAGAUGCGAGACGAGAUUUUGACCCAUGCGCGUCAUCACCUUCAAGAGGCUCAGGUCCGUAUGCGAGAGCAAUAUGAUAAGCAUCACAAGGAGGUAAACUUUGAGCCUAAUCAAUGGGUUUGGAUUCGUCUCCAACACUACAGGCAGCAUUCUCUUGCCCGUAGGAAAUUCCAUAAGCUGUCUCCAAGAUGGUACGGGCCCUAUAAAUUUUUACAACGCAUUGGUCCUGUGGCAUACAGAGUAGAACUGCCUGAGAAUUGCAGAAUUCAUAAUGUCUUUCAUGUCUCUAAACUGAAAGCUUUCGUGGGUGAUCCUCCUUCGCAGCUUCCGACCUUGCCACCAAUCACGGAUGGUCGACUAGUCCGCCAACCUCAGAGGGUUCUGCGCUCUAGGCUCAAUCGUGGUUCACCGGAGAUUUUAGUUGUUUGGAAGGGUAUUUCAGCAGAUGACGCCACUUGGGAGCAACUGCAUGACUUUAAGCUCCAGUUUCCUUCUUUCAAGCUUGAGGACAAGCUUGUUGUCCAGGAGGGGAGUAAUGAUGCGUUCUUUGGAAAGGCAUAUCAGCGUCGGAUUCGAAAUCGCAUGGAAGAUAUGUAG
Molecule: messenger RNA, 3552 nt
Organism: Ipomoea nil (Japanese morning glory)
Lineage: Eukaryota; Viridiplantae; Streptophyta; Magnoliopsida; Solanales; Convolvulaceae
Exons: 4
Coding region: 1-3552 (1183 amino acids)
Biological process (GO): DNA integration
Molecular function (GO): nucleic acid binding
Source: RefSeq, a predicted model, not a curated record